Messenger RNA from Capronia epimyces CBS 606.96, 1365 nucleotides. RefSeq lists its product as uncharacterized. The coding region runs from base 1 to 1365 and encodes 454 amino acids. Gene Ontology annotation, molecular function: hydrolase activity, acting on carbon-nitrogen (but not peptide) bonds. The record is from RefSeq and is a predicted model, not a curated record. NCBI's taxonomy places the organism in Eukaryota, Fungi, Ascomycota, Eurotiomycetes, Chaetothyriales, Herpotrichiellaceae. The transcript is spliced from 2 exons.
AUGUCUCGAAUCAUUAUAUACAACACAUCCAUCUUGACCUUGGACGAUGAAGACACCUUCUACUAUCCAGGAACCAUUGAGAUCCAAGGAGAUUGUAUCUCCAAGAUCUACAAAGGUCACCCCGACGCCGAAUUGCUGUCCGAUGCUUCCAUCCUCGUGUUGGACGGCACCGACAAGCUGGUCAUGCCAGGUCUCGUCGACCUCCAUUUCCAUACAUCCGUGGCAAAGGGGUUCGGAGAUGAACUUCCGCUAGGAGAAUACCUCGACCAAGUAUGGUACCCGGCGGUUCGGGCAUUGAACCAGGAGAGGACGUUGACGGCCGCGUUGUACUCGUACCAUACAGCGAUGAGAAGCGGAACGACCUGUGUCAACGAUAUGUACCGCUUCUCCGACUCUUUGGCGGAAGCUGCGAGCCGGAUUGGGAUUCGCGCGGUGAUCAGCAACGAGGUCGCGCUUCCCCAAUACAAGCUCGACUUGAUCGAAGACAACGAAAUCUCGUACAAUCGCCACCACGGCCGAGACGGCGGACGCAUCAAAGUGUGGAUGGGCCAUGAAUGGAUCUGCACCUCCGACGUCGGGUUGAUGGCUCAGGUCGGGGCCAUGAAGAAACGGUUGGACACCGGCCUGCACAUCCAUCUGGCCGAGUCCCGCGAGGAAGUCGACGAGACCCUGGCCAGGUAUGGCAAGACCCCCGUGCAAAUCGCCUACGAGACGGGCUGUCUGGGCCCGGACGUGGUCGCCGCCCACUGCGUUCAUUUGACCGACAACGACAUAGCCUUGCUGGCAAAGACGGGCACCUCGGUCUCGUACGACCCCGGCUCCAACGCCAAACUGGGCAAUGGCGUGCUGCGCCUCCAGGAUUUGAGAGCCGCGGGCGUCAAUGUCGGCAUGGGCAUCGACGCCUUUGAGUGUGAGAACAGUCCCGACAUGUUUGAGCUCAUGAAGUUCGGUUCGCUCAUCCAACGAGCCUUGCACCAGGACGCCUCGUUGGCCAAGCCGCACGACAUUCUGCGCAUGGCCACUCGAAACGGCGCAAAGGCCCUGGGUUUCGACGCCGGCGUCCUCCAGCCGGGAAAAAAGGCCGACGUGAUCGUGGUCGACCUGACCAAAGAUCUGAUGUUCAUUCCUCUGCUGAAAGACCCGCAGAGGCGCAAGACCAUGCUUGAAAGUCAUCUGGUCUACGGCUGUAAUGGUUCGGCCGUCCAGCACUCUAUCAUUGAUGGACACUUGGUCAUGCGAGAUUUCAAAGUCCUGGCUAUUGAUCAGGAGCAAUUAAGGAGGAGCAUGGAUAUUAUGUUUGAAACUCUCGCAGAGGAUAUGAAGAGCUUGGUCAUAGAUACUAGAGCCGAGCAGUCUAUAUCUUAG